Molecule: messenger RNA, 710 nt
Organism: Bactrocera latifrons
Lineage: Eukaryota; Metazoa; Arthropoda; Insecta; Diptera; Tephritidae
Gene: RpL9
Product: 60S ribosomal protein L9
Exons: 3
Coding region: 106-678 (190 amino acids)
Biological process (GO): cytoplasmic translation
Cellular component (GO): cytosolic large ribosomal subunit; ribosome
Molecular function (GO): rRNA binding; structural constituent of ribosome
Source: RefSeq, a predicted model, not a curated record
AAUCAGAAAUCUUUACAUCGAUUAUUACUGCUUCGAUACGUUUCGUAAAACUCUAGUAAUUUCCUUCUUUUCAAGACACGCUUCCGGUAACCCCUGAAUGCUAAAAUGAGGACAAUCAACUCCAGUCAAUGUGUAAAAAUACCGAAGGGAAUAAAAGCUUCGGUUAAAGCGCGUAUAGUAAAAAUAACUGGAGCUAGAGGUUGUUUAGUCCGAAGCUUUAAACAUCUUGCUUUGGAUAUGUAUAUGGUCGAUAAACGUACGUUAAAAGUAGAAAAAUGGUUUGGAGCAAAAAAAGAGCUGGCGUCUGUACGUACUGUUUGCAGUCAUAUUGAAAACAUGAUUAAAGGUGUGACGUAUGGAUUCCAAUAUAAAAUGCGUGCAGUUUAUGCUCAUUUCCCAAUUAACUGUGUGACUUCAGAAAACAAUACUGUAAUCGAAAUACGGAAUUUCCUUGGAGAAAAAUAUAUUCGACGUGUUCAAAUGGCUCCUGGUGUGACAGUAGUAAAUUCUACUGCACAGAAGGAUGAAUUGAUUGUAGAAGGUAAUGACAUAGAGKCUGUUUCUGGUUCAGCUGCCUUGAUCCAACAGUCGACUACAGUUAAAAACAAGGACAUUCGUAAAUUUUUAGAUGGCCUUUAUGUAUCAGAAAAAACUACUGUUGUAAAAAAAGAGGAUUAAAUAUAAAUAAAAGUCGCUCAAAGUUGAUUUCA